Suillus paluster is the source of this 2922-nucleotide messenger RNA. RefSeq lists its product as uncharacterized. The record is from RefSeq and is a predicted model, not a curated record. NCBI's taxonomy places the organism in Eukaryota, Fungi, Basidiomycota, Agaricomycetes, Boletales, Suillaceae. The transcript is spliced from 10 exons. Gene Ontology annotation, biological process: mitotic DNA replication checkpoint signaling; DNA replication initiation; mitotic G2 DNA damage checkpoint signaling. The coding region runs from base 87 to 2804 and encodes 905 amino acids.
GCGCGAGUUGACCUACCCUGAACUGCUCACGUGACCGACCUUGUACACUUUGAAUUCGUGUUUUCACAAAUUCGAAACUGUUCGUGAUGCGUCGGUCGAACAAAUCACACAAGGUUCCCAACGUCAAACUUCGACCAGCUCAACCGCAAUCCCGCCAUGCCCACCUCACGGACGCGCCAUAUGACUACAGCUCAGACUCCGAACAAGUCCCUCCCAAUGCGAGUAUGGUCGACCUGUGUCCUAGACCGUUCACAGGAGUUACCAUCUGCGCAACGGGUACCAUGGACAAGCCUACUUUGUUUAAGCAAGCAUUUGAACUAGGGGCAACAUCUACCAGCGACUUCACGGACAGGGUGACCCACUUACUAGCCAACAGCCAUGGCGGGGCCAAGUAUACGUGCGCGCUAGAACGCAAAAUACCUAUCAUGCGUCCCGAGUGGAUAACAGAUGCACAUCAAGUCUGGUUGCGUGGAGAUGACGUGGACCUAGCAGAGACCGUCUCCGGGUACCGCCUCGCCAUAUUCUCUGGCGUCACACUCUCACUAUCAGGUAUCGACGACCUCGAGCAACGCGCAAGCAUCAACCGUGCCCUCACUAAACACGGUGGUUCAUAUGUCAAAGCCAUUGAACGCCCUGUGAAGGUUACACACCUACUAUGUGCGGGCGACAAUGAGACUGAGAAGAUGCGCUACGCUGACAAGUUCAACAAACGUGGGGAGGCAAAGAUAUACGUCGUAUGGGAGGAGUGGUUCUGGGACUGCUUGGAAUUUGGAGGACGCUUCGAGGAAAAACGCUACGCCGUGACACGGCCGAGGCCGGAGAGGAAGACUGCGGACGAAGUAGAGGUUACCACCUCAAUACCAGUCCGCGACUCCGCCCCAGGCACACACCCUUCGAAUGCGAUCCCUGUUGACGGGCAUCUACCCAGGACACCCGCACUACCGAAACCCAGUCUCGAACAUGACCUAGCGGAUGAAGAGGAACCUGCUUCCCUCGCACGCGCUCCAGUUCGCGCAGUGACGCUUCAGCUCUGGGGGAGUCUCUUACGUCCACGGGGCUUCGAGCUUGAUGCAGUUGGUAACAAGCUCGUGCGCAGUCCUUCGAAGUCACAGUCAGUGGCUGGCCUACCGACGUCGCCAACACGAUUACCAGCACGGCUCAUGCCUGAUGCGCGAGCGAAAUACAAAGAGCAGGAGAGAGAACUGCAGGGGAAACCCAGCGUAAUCUCGUCAUUUAGGCGCACUAAUUCAUUUGCACCACCCACGAAAGAGCUGGUGACGCGCCAGCCGUUCAGGCGGACAACCACGAUUGCAGUUCUGGGACCCGAGGACGCAGAGGGGAGCGAAGCACCCCACCGACCUGAGGUGAAGGAUUCGUCAAUGGCGACACUCUUUUCGGGCUACCGCUUCAGUCUACUCGGGGAGGCGAAGUGUGUGAAUGUACGCACCGCCAUUGAGAAUGGGGGAGGUGUGGUCAUGGAUGAAGAUGCAGAUAAUGUCGAUUUUAUUGUGGUGCGACUCAUUAGUGGGAGUAAACUCUACCAAAACGAGCCUGAUGAGACGUUGCGUGCCAAAUAUCGCACAGAAUGCUGGCUCGAACACUCGGUUUUCCAAGAGCGAAUAUGUGAACCACACGAAAAUAUUUCAUUCAUGCCCCUUACCCUUCCCUGUCCAAUACCUAACGCUGGACAGAUUAUUCUAAGUCUUUCUGGACUCGAUCAGUCUGAGCUAUGCUGGACAAAACGUUUGCUGCGUGCAUUGGGCAUAACGCUUGCCCAGACAUUCUCCCGACGUUCGACGCAUCUACUCUGUCCAAGUGCGUGUGGUGCCAAAUAUGACAAGGCAAAAGAGUGGACCAUUCCCGUCGUUGGCAUGGCGUGGCUGGAGGAUAUGGCGACAGAGGGGAAGGUGCCUGACGUCAGCGAAUAUAUCAUCGGCGAUGUCGGCGGUCGCAUGGCAAAGGGUAAGGCGAAGGAGGAUGUGCAGAUGAUGGUUACUACUAAGGGUAAUAGCAAACCCGUCCCUCCGCUAUUCACAAAGAAACCAGAUCUCUUACAAGACUUCCGAACACCUACUCUCCUUGAUAUUGAGCAUGCCCCGCCGGCCACAUUCUUCGCCAAGUCGAACGGCUUACUCGACGACGCUCCGUCGCAAGGUGAGUGUGACGACGGGGUGCGGUUCUCAGCUUCUCCGCCUUGCCUGCCACCGCAGAGCAGCUCUCCUCCACUUGAAUAUGUAGCAGCGCCCCCUGUAUGCCAGAGACUACCUCUAUUACCCUCUGAAGACAUCAAUCCUCCAAUACCUUCCUUGGAUGUAAACGGACGCAUACCCUCUUCCAGCUCACCCUCGCCAAUGAAGCUCCCGCCAAGCUCAGAUGCACGGCUGACGUCCGAACCGUCGCCAGUGCGAGUGCCUCAUCCGCGAGACAUUGCACGCGAGCUGCAGGAGAGUUUGACUACGCUGCUUGGGAAAAGACAGAUGUCAGAGGAUGAUGUUGUACGCCCGGAGCAACGAAAGGGCAAGCGGCCGCGACCACAGCCGCGUUCCAAGGUGCAAUCUCGGCAGGAAUCACGCGAGACCAUCACUGGCGAGUCUCCGGCGCGACUUUUGCUGCCUCCCCAGCCCAUGUAUUAUGAUGCGAUGAGCCUGCUGGACGGGAGUGCGCGACCGAGCGAUGAUAGUCUACGCGUGACAUAUGAAGAUCCCGGGCAGGAGGCGGAGAAGCGGAAGCUGAUGGCUUUGCUUGGGGAGGAGAGUGUGGGUGGGAAGAGGAGAAGGAAGAGCACCAGGAUAGCGGGAUUUUGAUAUGCAUCCAAGUGUAGUGCUUGUUAUACCAUCUAGUCACCUACGGUGCUGCAUUGUACUAGUUGACUGUCACUGAUCUGUCAGGCAUCAAUGAGACCGCCGAAGUUUCAAAUUCCCA